Alligator sinensis (Chinese alligator) is the source of this 7126-nucleotide messenger RNA. It is a transcript of the gene CUX2, whose product is annotated as cut like homeobox 2. Gene Ontology annotation, biological process: regulation of DNA-templated transcription. Gene Ontology annotation, molecular function: DNA binding; DNA-binding transcription factor activity, RNA polymerase II-specific. NCBI's taxonomy places the organism in Eukaryota, Metazoa, Chordata, Crocodylia, Alligatoridae. The record is from RefSeq and is a predicted model, not a curated record.
AUGGGGUGGAAAGCAAGCUCCAGCGUUCAGACUCUUCCAUUUGCGGUGACCGGCGCCGCGAGCGGCAUUUCAGCGCGUCUAAGUGAGGAGCUUAAUUCUGUUGCUUCCGAGCUGGCUGUGCGGCGGGAAGAGAGUGAACGUUCUCAUAAACAUUUAAUUGAACUCAGCCGGGAAUUUAAGAAAAAUGUACCUGAGGAAAUCAGAGAGAUGGUGGCUCCUGUCUUAAAAAGCUUCCAAGCCGAGGUGGUUGCACUCAGUAAAAGAAGCAAGGAGGCUGAGACGGCUUUCCUGAGCGUUUACAAGCAAUUAAUUGCAGCACCAGAUCCCGUUCCUGUCCUGGAGGCGGCGCGGAGCCUAGAAGACAGGCUGCGGCAGCUUCAGUGCCUCGACCCCGAGACCCCACCCCUGAAGGAGCUCAACCGGCAGUGGAAGAAGCCCCCUGAACUUCUUGGCACCAAAGAGCAGAGAGAGGGAACGUCUCCAGCUGGGCUCACGGUGUCGGAGGGAACCAGGCUCGCGAGUAUCAACAGCAAAGCACUUUUCACAGAAACCUUGUUGCAGAGAAAUGAGGCAGAAAAACAAAAGGGACUCCAGGAAGCACAGAUCACUUUGGCUGCUCGGCUGGGGGAAGCAGAAGAAAAGAUCAAAGUGCUUCAUUCAGCGCUAAAGGCCACCCAGACGGAGCUGCUGGAGCUGCGGUGUAAAUAUGACGAAGAGGCAGCAUCAAAGGCGGACGAAGUAGCCAUGAUCAUGACCAACCUUGAAAAAGCCAAUCAGCGAGCAGAGGCGGCACAACGGGAGGUGGAGAGCCUGCGGGAACAGCUAGCAUCUGUCAACAGCUCCAUUCGCCUGGCCUGCUGCUCUCCGCAAGGCCCCAGCGGGGACAAGGUGAACUACUCGAUGUGCUCAGGGGCCCGGCUGGAGGCAGCGCUGGCAGCCAAGGACCGGGAGAUCCUGCGGCUCCUCAAGGAUGUGCAGCAUCUGCAGAGCUCCCUGCAGGAGCUGGAGGAGUCCUCGGCCAACCAGAUCGCUGACCUGGAGCGGCAGCUGGCCGCCAAGAACGAGGCCAUCGAGAGGCUGGAAGAAAAGCUGCAGGCCCAGUCCGACUACGAGGAGAUUAAAACAGAGCUGAGCAUCCUGAAGGCGAUGAAGCUGGCCUCAGCCAACUGCAGCCUUUCCCAGGCAAGUGCCAGCGCCGCAUGGGGAGAGGGGAAUCCUUUGUGGCUCCUGGACUCCUUCUACCCACCCCAGAAGUACCCCCUGGAGAAGCCCAGUCUCCUGGCCAGCGCUGAGGAGGAUCCCUCCGAGGACGAGUCGGUGAAGGACACGGAGCAGUCGUACCCCUCACCCCAGCAGCUCGCACCGCCCCCAUCGGAGGACCCUGCCUCCCCCACCCCUGUCCAGCCUCUGCUGGGCCCCAGCAUGGCCCCAGAAGGCCAAAGGACUUUCUCCAUGUCCCCCUUCCCCGGACUGGGUGCUAGUGACAGGCCGCCGGCUGACCCCUUCCUCCCCAAGCAGCUGAUGCCACCCGUGUACAAGAGCGAGAGUGGCAGGGCGGCGGCCCUUCCCCCCCCCACCAAGGGCGGCGUGCUGCCCGCCAGCACUGCCCCGCCGGCACCCACCGCACCUGCCAGCGACGCCAGCCCACCCAGUGACCAGUCAGAGGGAAGUAGCACGGGCUCAGCUGACGAGGAACAGCUGGACACGGCCGAGAUCGCCUUCCAGGUGAAGGAGCAGCUCCUGAAGCACAACAUCGGGCAGCGCGUCUUCGGGCACUACGUGCUGGGGCUCUCGCAGGGCUCCGUCAGCGAGAUCCUGGCCCGGCCCAAGCCCUGGCGCAAGCUCACCGUCAAGGGCAAGGAGCCCUUCAUCAAGAUGAAGCAGUUCCUGUCGGACGAGCAGAACGUGCUGGCACUGAGGACGAUUCAGGUGCGCCAGAGAGGUAGCAUCACUCCGCGGAUUCGAACUCCAGAGACCGGCUCCGACGACGCCAUCAAAAGCAUCCUGGAGCAGGCCAAGAAGGAGAUCGAGUCCCAGAAGGGAGGUGAAACCAAAAGCUCCACGGCCCCCCAGGUAGUCACCAAUGGCACCAGCACCAGCAACUCGGAGGAUGCCAUUAAAAGCAUCCUGGAGCAAGCGCGGCGGGAGAUGCAGGCCCAGCAGCAGGCCCUGCUGGAGAUCGAGUCGGGCAGCAACGGCCAGCCCAUCCCCACCCCACCCGCGGAGCGCUCCACCUUGGCCACCGUCAGCCAGAACAUCGUCCAGGCCUACAUCAAGCAGGAGGAGGGGGUGGUGGGCACCAGCCCCAGCUCCACCCAGGCUUCACUCACAGUCCUGUCCCCUGCUGCCUUCGUGCAGAGCAUCAUCCGCAAGGUGAAGUCUGAGAUCGGCGAUGCCGGCUCCUACUUUGACCAGCACUGGGCUUCGGAGAGGAGUGUGCUGAAUCGGCCCUACACCGCAGUGUCCCCUUCGCUCUCCUCCUCUUCAAGCUACUCGAGCCUGGCCAACGGCCGGGCCUGGCCGCGGGGGGAGCCAAGCGAGAGUGCCCCCACCGAGGAGGAGCUGGCCCUGGGGGAGGAUGAACCCCACAAGACCACAGAGAUGAAGACAGAAGGGGGCAGCUCGGAGCCGCAGAGCGCCGGCCGCCUCUCCUACUACCCUGCCUACGUGCCCCGGACUCUCAAGCCCACGGUACCCCCGCUGACACCAGAGCAGUACGAGAUGUACAUGUACCGGGAGGUGGACACCUUGGAGCUGACCCGGCAGGUGAAGGAGAAGCUGGCCAAGAAUGGCAUCUGUCAGCGGAUCUUCGGGGAGAAGGUGCUGGGCUUGUCCCAGGGGAGUGUGAGUGACAUGCUGUCCAGGCCCAAGCCGUGGAGCAAGCUGACCCAGAAGGGCCGGGAGCCAUUCAUCCGGAUGCAGCUGUGGCUUACGGAUCAGCUGGGCCAGGGGAUCAGCCAGCAGCCCAAUCCAGCCCAGGCCAGUCCUGGGGACACCCAGUCGUCCCCCUCGCCACCCCCCAGCCCUUUGGAGCACGAGAAGACCCCCCAGGAGCCGCUCACCCUCACCCUGGAGAGCAGCAAGGAGAACCAGCAGCCGGAGAGCCGGGCAGGCUCCGCGCUGGGCGGGAAGACGUACCCCAGCAGCCAGGGCCCCAUGGGCAUACAAGAGAUCGUCGCCAUGUCUCCCGAGCUGGACACCUACGCCAUCACCAAGAAGGUCAAGGAGGUGCUGACGGACAACAACCUAGGCCAACGGCUGUUCGGGGAGAGCAUCCUGGGCCUGACGCAGGGCUCGGUGUCCGAUCUCCUCUCCAGACCCAAGCCCUGGCACAAGCUGAGCUUGAAGGGGAGGGAGCCUUUUGUCCGCAUGCAGCUCUGGCUCAACGACCCGCACAACGUUGAGAAGCUGCGCGACAUGAAGAAGCUGGAGAAGAAAGCGUAUCUGAAGCGUCGCUACGGGCUGAUCAGUGCCAGCUCGGACAGCGAGUCGCCGAAUGCCCGCUCAGAGUGCGCUAGCCCCAGCCUCCAGCCCCAGGACCUCAGCCUCCUCCAGAUCAAAAAGCCCCGUGUGGUGCUGGCACCGGAGGAGAAGGAGGCCUUGAAGAAGGCCUAUCAGCUGGAGCCCUACCCCUCCCAGCAGACCAUCGAGCUGCUCUCCUUCCAGCUCAACCUCAAGACCAACACGGUCAUCAACUGGUUCCAUAACUACAGGUCUCGGAUGCGCCGGGAAAUGCUGGUGGAAGGGUCCCAGGACGACACGGACCUGGAGCAGAGUGGCUGCGGGGGCAUUGCACCGCCCGGUAGCUCGCUCCGAGGCGCCAACCCGCAGAGCCCCGAUUCAGAGGCGGAGGACAGGAAGCCGGUCUUCAGAGACGCGGAGCCCCGGAGGUCGAGCGAGGCCCUGGUCCAGGUCAAACAGGAGCAGCCGGAGCCCGGGGAAAAAGGCGAGUCCUCAAGGAAGAGCAGGAUGAUACCACGUGUGCGGGGGCCUCCCAGAGGGCCCCCCCCAGCACCACCAGCCUCCCACGGAGCAGCAACACGUCCAGCAAGACGCACGCGGCCGGCUGCCGACUGCUCCACCCAGCAUGUGCCCCAGGAGCUGGAGGGUGGGGAGAGGCUGCAUCCUGACCCCAUUAGCUUUAAAUCUGCCUCGGAGUCCUCCCGCUGCAGCCUGGAGGUCUCCCUGAACUCUCCCUCGGCAGCUUCCUCUCCGGGCCUCAUGAUGUCCGUCUCGCCAGUCCCGUCCUCCUCCGCUCCCAUCUCCCCAUCACUGCCAAACGCCGCCUCUGUCAAAGUGCAGAGUUCGAGUCCCGCCACAGACACGGGCUCUUUACAGCAGAGCACGAAGCUGAACACAAACAUCCAGCGGAGGCACGAGAAGAUGGCCAACCUCAACAACAUCAUCCACAGGCUCGAGCGGGCUGCGAACCGAGAGGAGUCGCUGGAGUGGGAGUUCUGAACCGCGGGUCUGCGCCCCGCACCCCGGGACCUGCCCGCCGCUUCGGGCUGCUGGUGAGCGGGGAACCCUCCCGGAGUACACGUACACACACGUACACACAUAUAUAUAUUUUGUUAAUUUUAUCACGUACUGACAAGGAAAGAAAAAUCCGAUUGGGUUCGUGAGAAAGUGAAGGGAAAGCUCAGCCUGUAUCUUCUGCCUCUUGGCCCUCCGUGGAAGGGGACACCGAAACCCAAGCAAAACAGAUGCCCCGUCUUUGUUUUAAAUGUGAAAAACUGGGAACACUUUUAGAAAAAAAAAUAUUUAUAGACCUCUUUUAGAUAUUUUAAUAAAAGGAUACUUUGGAAUUUAUUAACAGCUUAAGCUGCUUUGAUAUUAAAGAUAGCUAUAAAAUCAAGAUGAUGUAGCAGUUGUGUCAUUAAAUGUACACUGAAGUCUUGUAGUUUGCCACUGGAUGAGAUUAAAAACAAAAAAAAAAAAGACUUACUGAUCAAAGCCAUCAAGAAGCACUAUGAGACUGACCAAAUUUAAUAAACUUUUGAAUAGCGGUUUUUCCACAUUUGUCUGUAAGACACUGCAUUACUUGCCCUUUGCAGAGACUAUGUUAUAGUCUGUGAAGACUCUAAAUUGAAAACCUGGAUGCCAUCAAGUAUGUACUUAGUCCUGGUGGUAUGUUUUGAAACCUUUGUAACACAGAAUGUCACGUGCAGUUGUAUAUGUUGUAGAAAUGUCUGCAGUAGCCUUCCUGAACAAGAUGUAGCAUGGCACAUAACUCCUUACACUUCCUCUAGAUAGUAACCUGUGAUAACCCAAAACGAACGGAUCGGUGACAGCUGUUGGCGGCAAAGCUCUCUGUCCGUUGGCAAGAGCCAGUGAAAGCACCCGUGGCUCUGAUCUCGAGAGAGAAGGAAAAGGCACCUGGGUGUGCACAUCUUCGACGUGUCCCAUUUGACAGUAACAAACUUCGGCGGUGGCCACGACCGCACCACAUCUUAUGCAUCCACUCCAGUGCUGCGGGGAGCACCAGCCAGCAGGUUCCCCUCGCUCUGCAGCCUUUGUCUUGUUGAAGUGAGCGGUCUCUGAGUUCAAAGCCUUCGAGGGUCAGCGCUUAAAGGACGAGCCCUAAAAAGAUACAAACCGCCGGGACCCGAACGGGCUUUGGGGUGGUUUGUUUUCACAUGAGUCGAAUCCAGCUGGCACAGCUGAAUCAGCACCUUUUUGGUUCCUAGAGUUAGGACUAUGGAGAGAGCGCCCGGGAGUGAGGAUCAGCCUCCGGGGCGGCAGCCAUCGACCGUGAACAGCCGUUGAAAUGUCACCUUUCCCAUCAGCCCUCGACUGCUCUCUGCCGAAGCGACAGGAGACAAGCCCUGACCCCCUGCUCCGCGCUCAGCGCCGGGCGGGACGCCUCGGCCCAGAAAAGGCUUGCUUCCACCUCGCUCGCACGCGGACAGUGCCGGCCGUUUCAAAAAUUGCCCGCUGGUCCCUGCACUGCCCCAGCGCCUCCCUGGGCUUCAGUGGGGGGUCCUUGGUGACGGAGCCAGGCCCCAAUUCAGCAAAGCACUUUUAAGCAGGUGCCUUGACUUUGAGGGGGGAAGGGGGAGGUUCAUCACAUGUGCAGAGUGAACUGUAAGCUGCUUGCUGCCUUGGCUCCCCAGGCCCUGACCCAAAGCCCCCGGGAAACAGUCUUCUGGCUGAUUUCAGUGGGCACCGGGUCAGACCCUCCUCGCCGGGAUCACACCCGUGGCACCACCUGGAAGGAGAGGAACCCAGAUCUCCGUGCUACGAGUCGCCCCUGGACCGCGCGGUUCUCCCUGCCCUCGCUGCGAACGCCCGAUGGGCGGACUGACAUCUCUCUGUACCCACCCCCGCGAUCUAGCCCCAGCUUAUGCAAAUGCCUUUGAGAGACGCAUCCGUGGGUCGUGUUGGUUUGCUGUGUAUUGUUUUGUUUUGUUUUGUUUUGUUUUGUUUGGGGGUUUUUUAAAUGCAUUUUGCAAGCACCGAAGUACAGCAUGCAAGGGACUGCCCCACCCCACCCGGACUGCCACCCCGCCGACACUCGACAGGACAGGAGCGCGCGUCCUGCAGGCACUGAGGCUAUGCAUCGAACAGUUCCCCACUGGACUCGUUUUUAUCAGAAGAGAAGGUAUUUUUGUACUCGGGUGGUAGUUAACGACCAAUUUUAAAAACAACUCCGUUCGGCUCCAUGCAAGGCCCAGCUCCCACCUGCCACGUCGUAGCGACGGUAGCCCUGUCCAAACAAGCGAGAGCUUGUCCGACACAACGAUUUUUACUGGUUUAACCCCAACACGCCAUCGAAGGUCUAGGCAUUCGCAUUGACUACUGUUCUUCUUAGUGUGCUAGUGUUAGCUUUAGUGGAACGGGAUUUGAUGAAGCACUUAGCAUAGUCUUUCCGAACACCGAAAUCCUGUUGUACUAAAAGCUAGUGGGACAUGUUGAUCACAUUUUGUUAGGCUCAUGUACUGUACUUCAAAAGUUUCUAUGAGAUUGAUGAACUUUGUUAAAAAUUUUAAAAAGGAACAAGUUCUGUAAAGAGCCACUAAAUACAGAAGUUGUAUAAUAACGUGGGCGCGUGGGUUUGUUGUGUUCUGUGUGGUUUCCUCCAGCCUCCGCAUCCACGCGUUGCCUGGCUCCCUCUUCUUCCAGA